Molecule: messenger RNA, 796 nt
Organism: Closterium sp. NIES-67
Lineage: Eukaryota; Viridiplantae; Streptophyta; Zygnematophyceae; Desmidiales; Closteriaceae
Source: the annotation of a GenBank genome assembly
CUACACUUGGGAAGCAGCACAGGUUUACAGCGAGGCUCAAGUCCAGCUUAAAACGGAUCAAUGUGCAUCAGUACGUGCCGCCCCCAUCCAACACCACGGACCCUCGGGAGUAUAUCGAGAACCUCUACGUGGGGAUGGCGCGAAUGGCAAUAGGACUUGGGAAGGACGUGUGGGUGUCGGAGGUGGGUCCGAUGUGGGUGGGGGUGGCGACAUCGACGUGGCACUGUUCAUGGCUCGAUCGGCCAUUCAAGCCAUCAACAUCAUGGGAGCCUCGGCUUGGAUCUACUGGCAAGCGAUCAACGGCGCAUCGGCAACCAACCGAAACGCAAUCAAAUGGGGCCUCUUCACGAUCCCCUUCAACCGGCUGAGCAACGAGACCGCUCCUCCUUUGGACAUUGUUUUUUCGAAGAAAUUCUUCGUUCUGAAGCAGCUUGCUCAGGGGUCUCCAAGGGGAAGCCACCCCUUGCAGGUUGAUGCGGGGAACGGGUGUCACCAUUGCGUGGCUGCCUUUUACCAUCCCACCAGGCAAUUCGUGUCCAUCUUCAUUGUCAACCAGCAAGACACCUCAUACGACCUCGACUUCUCCUUUGUUUCUUUCGGGCGUUUUGACCCCGAGAGUCUGUGUCAAAUGGAGAUGUGGCGCACAUCUCCAACUGAGGAUGCCUCGCUGAUUGCAUCUCAGAGUUAUGCAGACAUGCCUGGUUCAUUCUCCGCUACAGCUCUAGGGCUAAGCAUUACGUCCAUAGUGUUUUCAAAUGUUACUUGGAUGUAAGUGAAACGCUUCUCGUUGAAUUAG